GCCCGAAUAAUUAAAAAAGAGGAAAAAAGCACCUACAGCUUUUAGUGGAUCGUAGGAAACAACGUAACCCACAAAACUCCAUCUAGGACCAUUUGAAACUAGGCAAGUAGACACAUACUUGAUUUUGUUUUGCUGCGUGCGGCUCCCUCUUCUUUUUUGUUUCUCCUUCUCGUCCUCCCACAACGAAUCAUGUUCGCCCGCCGCUCUCUGCUGUUGUCGUCGAGUCAGCUGGCCACUCGCCGCGCCGCCCUCCUAAGCGGUGCCGUCGCAUUGCGUGUGCCCGCCACUCGCCCUGGAAUGGCCUCCUCCCUGCAGAACCCCAGCGCCGCGUUGACGUGUGCGAGGCGUCAGUACCUCGGUGCAACGGUGUUACCGAACUUCAUGACCCACUGCACGCAGAUCGGUGCCUGCACGUCGCUCUCGACGCUUCUCUAUAGUCCCAUCGGAACUGCCAUGAUUGUGAUUCUGGCGUACAACGUCGUUGUGAUCUGCUCAAAGCACGUGAACUAUUCGUUGGAGAUCACGGCGAAGGACUACGUGCAGGACCAGCAGCUCCUCACAAUUAUGCGCUACGGUAUCCUUAGCUGCAUUCUUCUCGGUAUGGAAGUGAUGUUUAUUGAGGUAUAA
This is a messenger RNA of Leptomonas pyrrhocoris, 627 nucleotides long. RefSeq lists its product as hypothetical. Lineage: Eukaryota; Euglenozoa; Kinetoplastea; Trypanosomatida; Trypanosomatidae. The transcript has a single exon. The record is from RefSeq and is a predicted model, not a curated record. Bases 190 to 627 code for a protein of 145 amino acids.